AUGGAGUACAAAUUAGAAAUUUUGAGCUACUUACUCAUUUUUAAAAAAAAAAAUGAACGAAUUGCAAAGUUCGACGAGCAAAUAAAAACCUGUAUUAACAUAUUCGAAAAGGUGUUAAUUGACGAGGAGGAAUUGGCUUAUCUCCAAAUUAAUAAGGACACGUUUCGAACCAGACCUGAGUUGUCUUUUUUUAAUUUGAACCCGCAGCAAACGAUUAAUAAUAAUGUAAAAAUAUUGAACAGUUUAAUUAGUUUGGAAGAGUUUGAAGAAGAGCCGGAAGAGGAAAUACCAUCUCUAGUCAACAUAAAUGAGAUGGGGGAAGGGCCCUCCGAGCAGACAGAAUCCCAAGCGAAGAAUGCGCAAGACGAAAAAGAAAAAUCAAUUAAUGGUGUGCGAAUUGCACAGAAAGACGCAAAUGAACAAGUUGUCCCCCUUGUAGAUGAAACUUCCCCCAAAUUUACAAUCAAAUCUAGGGAGGACACGCAAAUUUGCCAAAAAAAGAACAACUAUGAACACUCCUUUGGUGACCAUUCAGCAGAUGUUUGCGACAUUGUUAACCCUAAAAGGCAUUACGAUCUGUUAUGUAGAAUUUUGUUCAUAUAUGCAAAAAUUCACCCCUAUGUUAAAUACGUCCAAGGGAUGAAUGAAAUUUUAGCUCCCCUAUAUUUUAUUAUUUUUAAUGACCCAUUAUGUAACUGCCCUAUGCAGGGAGAAGCAGAUACCUUUUUCUGCUUCAUCGAGUUAAUGCAAAAACAGAAAGAUGUUUUCUGUGAAGGGUUAGACAACACAGAUGAUGGAAUUAAUGGAAAGCUAAAAAAGUUUUCCCUCUUGUUAAGAAUAAAAGAAUAUGAAAUUUGGAAAAAAUUACACACACUCAAAAUAGAAACGCAAUAUUAUGCUUUAAAAUGGAUUCUUUUACUACUAACUCAGGAGUUUGACAUGGCAGACACCAUUAUAUUAUACGACCACUUCAUCAUUAAUAAUGAUGAGAACUUCAUUUUGUACAUAUGUUUAGUCAUUUGUUCGAAACUGAAGAGUUCCCUUUUGUGUGGGAAUUUCACUGUGAACCUCAAACUUUUGCAAAACAUCCCUCCAUUUGAUCCUUAUGAUAUAAUUUAUGAAGCUAAAAGUUUAAUGAGCCAAGAUUUUGAAAACAGGUUUAACAUCACAGAGGUGUAUAAUCAGUAUUAUGGACAAAAGAAAAGAAUAAAUUCUUUGGAAAGUCUACGAAAUUGUAGUAGUAUUGUCGAGGGGGACACAUCUUCUUAUGAAAAUCUGUCCACCAUGGACGAGGGAGAAAGUGGCAGCAGGCGCGGGUCUCUACUCAAGUCCCUUCGCAAUAAAUCCAUUGUACAAAAUAUUAAGAAUUAUAUAAGUAACAAAAUGGAUAUGGCAAAAAGGGCCGAUGACCAUUUGGACUUCGACGAGUUGUGA
This is a messenger RNA of Plasmodium cynomolgi strain B, 1434 nucleotides long. RefSeq lists its product as hypothetical. NCBI's taxonomy places the organism in Eukaryota, Apicomplexa, Aconoidasida, Haemosporida, Plasmodiidae. The record is from RefSeq and is a predicted model, not a curated record. The transcript is spliced from 2 exons. Gene Ontology annotation, molecular function: GTPase activator activity. Bases 1 to 1434 code for a protein of 477 amino acids. Gene Ontology annotation, biological process: intracellular protein transport; activation of GTPase activity.